Arachis stenosperma is the source of this 1058-nucleotide messenger RNA. RefSeq names its product mitochondrial import inner membrane translocase subunit TIM17-1-like. Gene Ontology annotation, molecular function: transmembrane protein transporter activity. Bases 132 to 569 code for a protein of 145 amino acids. Gene Ontology annotation, biological process: protein import into mitochondrial matrix. Lineage: Eukaryota; Viridiplantae; Streptophyta; Magnoliopsida; Fabales; Fabaceae. Gene Ontology annotation, cellular component: TIM23 mitochondrial import inner membrane translocase complex; mitochondrial inner membrane. The transcript has 2 exons. The record is from RefSeq and is a predicted model, not a curated record.
UAUGAAUCAGAUACCUAGUUGAAUUCUAUAAAUAGAACUCCUUUUAAAACCCUUGUGGUGGAGAAAACAUAGAAGGAGAAAUACAAUUACACCUUUGGGCAAUAGGAUUCCAGUAACUUACUCCGCAGUCAAUGGAAGAAUACACUUACUACUCAGAAGUUCGCAGUCCGCAGUCAAUGGAAGAAUGCCUUGAUUUGGUCGUCAAUUCAGCGGGCGCUGGGUUCACGGUGGGCGUAAUCGCCGGAUCCCCCUACCACUUCUUCAAGUCCCUUUGCAUCUCUCCAACCCAUAUCGCUACAGCUUGCAACGCCGUUCGCCUCAAUGCACCCCGCGUCGGGGGCAAGGUUGCCGCCUGGUCUGCCCUCUGCAAGGCCUCCAAAAACGCCUUGGUUUCUGUUCGUCAGAAGGACGACGGCUGGAACCGCAUAUUUUCCAGGGCCAUCGGCACCGGGCUGCUCUCCGUGUCCCGCCGCAGUCUCAGAGCCUCCGCACGCUUCACCAUGUGUGGUGCUCUCUUCGGCACAGUAGUAGAGAGUGGAAGGACGAAGAAUCUUUCAAGAAGAAAUUGAGGGCCUUCAAAGAAGCUUGUGAUGCCGAUAAAGAAACAAUAUGCAUGGUAAUGAAGAAAGCUUGUAAAGUGUGUGGUAAAAUGGGUAAUAUGCCUCUGGCUGCUAAGCGUUUUCGCUUUGCUUGUCAGAUCUUGGAAAGAGGUUAUUGUGAUUAGAGACAUGGGUAUAGCUGUCUGAGGUUAGGGGUGUUUGCAUUUUGAUUGAUUUGUUAACUAGCGGUGGUUGUUUGUCGUAUAAGCUGUUGGUUGGUAUUGUGCUGAUUCAACAAAAGGUGAGUAAGUUCAGAUCACUAUUUCCGAAGUAUGAUUUCAAAAUUGCUGAUUCAUGAACAGUAGUUAAGUGUGUGGUAGAAGUUGUAUGUGUUACCUAUUAAUCUGUUAGGACUGGUAUGAAGCUUAACAAAUGUAUAGUAACUAGUAAGUUUCAUAUGUAGAGCUAAAGAUGCAUAUGCAGAGUGUUGUUUGAGUAAGAGUUGGAUUGUCCGUUGAA